GAGAAACGGUUUUGCCCUUUUUUCCCCACUGAGUCACCAGCGGCUGGUCCGUUGGUCUGUUCCCAGCAUCCCGCACUUGGGCUUGAGGACCACACCACAGAGGGAGCAGACUGCUGGCAGGUGACUGUCUCCACUGAAAUAUGGACAACACUGCAGAAAUUGAACGAUGGGCAGAGAAAGAAAAGCUCACUCUGGAGACCCUCAAAACACUCAAGGAAGAUGGCUUUGCUUCCUUUGAGACAUUGAGUCUACUAACACCACAAGAUGUGGAUGGUUACUACGCUGCUACAAAUCGUCUUCUGAAGGAGCAAUGUCUGCGCUUGAAGAAAGCUGUGGACAAACUGAAUGAGCAGAGUUCACCAGAGCAGGUCAAGGACACUGGGGGUAUCGCCAGCAAGGAAUGUCAGAAGGACCGGUCAGAAGAUGUCAGAAAUCACACAGAAGACUUGUCACCUGGGAAAGCGGUUGCAGGAAGAGGGGAUCGCGACACUCUGUCAUUUCAUGAAGCUAGAAUGCGUUUUGAACCUGAACAAGGAGACACCAAAGUACUGGACAGAGGGCGAUGGAAACAUGAAAUAUCCAGAGUUUCUUUUUCAGAGGAGUUGCGGUUCCUGCUGGUGGGUAAGACCGGGGUGGGAAAAAGUGCAACGGGCAACACGAUCUUCGGCGAAAACAAGUUUCGAACAUCAGUCGGCUUCAGCUCAGAGACAUCACAAUGUGAAAUAAAUCGUGGUGUCGUCAGCGGCCUGAAAGUUGAGAUCACCGACUCGCCAGGCCUGUUUGACACAAAUGUUACAGAAGAGAACAUCGCUGCAAGGAUUGUGCAGGCAGUGGCCCUCUUACAUCCGGGUCCUCACGCUUUCCUCUUCGUGGUGAAAAUAGGGCGAUUCACACGGGAAGAGGAGGGCACCUACAAACGACUCGUUGCAAUCUUUGAUAAGGAGGUCACUAAGUACAUGGUCGUCGUCUUCACCGGGGGAGACAACUUGAGGUCUGCCGGUCAAACUAUCGAUGACAUCAUCAGUUCAGCUCCUGCUGGACUCAAAGACAUUCUGAAAGAUUGUGGAGGAAGAUAUGUGGUCUUUGACAACAUGACAGCUGACAAAAAGCCUCAAGUUAAUCGACUGUUAAACAUUGUGGUCCAAAUGGUCAAGGACAAUAACAAUGAACGAUACACUUGCCCGAAGUACAUUUCGGUUGGAGAGAAAAUGGAAGAAGAAAUUCAGAAAAGGAUGAUGGAAGUAGAAAAGAGAGAGCACGAACACAAGCAGUACAUCAGGCAACUUGAGAUGAAUGUCAGACAACUAGAAGAAAAUGCCAAAAAAGAAAGAAAGGAAUAUGAAGAGAGAGAAAAAGCGCGUAAGGAGAAGAUAAAGAAAAAAGAAGAAAAAAUGGAAAGAAAAAUACAGAAGAUGUACGAGAAACUGGAGCUGAAGUCUCUUACCGAUGCGGAGAUGGAAAAACAAAUGAACAAUCUUUUAAGAGAAAACCAAGAUCUGGUGAAUCAAAUAGAGAAGAAACAAGAAGAAGAUCGAAAGCAAACGGAAGAAAAACAAAGAAAACUAAAGGAAGAGGCAGACAAAGUAAUGGAAGACAUGAAAAAAGCACAAGAAGAAAGCCAGGAAGCUUAUGAUAAUGAAAUAAAUCAACUCAAAGAUGGUAUUGCACGAAAUGAAGAAAAGGGUUUACUUGGCAGAAUGGCUGAGGGCAUUGUAGAAACAGCGGCGAUGGUCUGGAGGGUCAUCCGCGUGUUCUUCUCAUGAAGAAUCUCGUCUGCAAGGACAAGGCAUUCAGUGAGACUUCCAUCAUCAGAUCGACAAGAUUAAUCAUGCCAAAACAAAUUAUAUUUUCAUUUUCUUGCCAAGGGGAAACAAUCUCGUUUUGCUAAAGAAAUUAUUUUUAUCAUCCACUCAUGAAUGAUUGACAAGAAAUUGUUGACAUUUUAGGUUUAGCAGCCAAGGUUUUAGUUUGGAUUUUAUUGCUUAGAAAUUCUCGUGGCUACUUUUAUUUCUUCCGUUGAAGACUCGAGAAACCGGAACUGACGAGAUAAAGUAAGCCUCCUGACCAACUGAACAUUAUGCUCAAUUUCAUUUCAAAUGUUUAUUUGAGGACUCACAGACAAUGAAGGACACACUCAUCGCAACGCAAUUUUAACUUUUUAGUUUUGUUCUUUAAAAAUUAGAAUAUAUUGUCUAAACUUUUACCGUUUAUCUUUCAAUUGUGUCAGAAAAAUAUUGUAAUUGAAAUCUUAAUUUGCAAGCAGAUCAACUAAACACGAGGGUCUGCACUGAUGCAUUUUGGAAUAAUUGUAUUUUAACAUGAUGUUUACCAUUUUUGCAGAAUACUUUCAUCUUAUACAGUGGAUUUUUUUAUUCUAAUCACUUGACCUGAGUGCGACUGUUAUACUCAUGGGACCUUUGGUCACUCCACUCCACUGCAGUGGCAGUCAGGUCUAAAUUAGUUGAUUAGUAAAGUCGUUAAUUAAGCUUUAACCGAUGGUGUUCACGUGAUAAGACUCGGCUAGCAGACGUAUUCAUGAACUAAAACUAUUUUAUCUUACCGAUGUCCCUUGGUAUCCACUUGCGCUAAGUUCUCAAGCAUGUGGCCUUCAAUAUGUAACAUACAUGUUCUUAUGACCAGUACCCUGUAGUUUCAUAUUUUGUAAUAGAUAGAAUCCCUUUUAAAAUGCAAAUAGCGUGUGAAAACGAAAAUCAUCAUGAAAAACUGAUAUAAAAUACGGAUAUAAAGAAAAGAGAACUCCGUGUAAAUAAAUCUUCUUGUAAAGGGAAGUAACCGCACAAAAGUUCUUUUCUAUUUGACAGAAAACAAAGUGGAGUGUAAAGAAGAUGUAGGUAGGAAAGGUGGAUGUUUCAAUAUUUGGAUCUUGUUAAUAUUUUUUUUUAUUUCCACUUAAGAUAAACUAUAUUAACUAUUUAUUAUGAUUUUUUUUUUAAUUGUGUGCGCACCAGUUCAGAAUACGACUGACAAAGAGCAACAGAGAGUGUGUUUUGAGGAGAGAGGUUUGGGCGACUGGAUUGAUAAAUAUGACGAUGCUGAACUGUAUACUUAUCUGAUUUUUGUUUUCUGAAGUAUGUUAUCAACUCUUUGGUGUCUUUAUUUAGGAUAUAUUGUGCAGUAUAUUGUUUUUCCUGUAACAUAUACUGUAUACAAAUAUUGUUUCUUUCUACAUUUUAUACAUAUAUAACCCUCAUAAACCCCAUCAUCAUCGUUAUUCGUGCUACGUCAGAUUCUGCUCUUCACGACCUCAGCAAGUGCACACUUGAUACAAGCUCCACAAGCUCCACAAGCUAAAGAUGUUGUUUAAGAUGUUCGAGGCUACAUGCCACCACCUAAUCUCUGAGGCAUUUGAGAUGUGGUUGUUAAAUUUUCCUCACCAUUAUUAUCUUUUUCGUAAGCUAGCUAAUUUUUUUAUGACAUUGUAAGCAUGAAGACUAUACCUUGAAGUAGCUUGUGAUUGUAGCAAUUUUUCAAAUAAAAACUCAAAUUUUCA
Pomacea canaliculata is the source of this 3511-nucleotide messenger RNA. Its product is annotated as GTPase IMAP family member 4-like. Lineage: Eukaryota; Metazoa; Mollusca; Gastropoda; Architaenioglossa; Ampullariidae. Bases 141 to 1763 code for a protein of 540 amino acids. The record is from RefSeq and is a predicted model, not a curated record. The transcript has 6 exons. Gene Ontology annotation, molecular function: GTP binding.